UUCAUAGGGUGGUUCCUGUACCGCUCCUGGGUGUCUCAACUGAAACCCGCGGCUUGGCUCCCUCAGCUUCCUCCAUUUUCUCUCCAGCUCUAGGAACAGAACCAAAAGGAGCUGAGCAAGGAAACAGCAAGACCUGAAGAAAGCAGAAGUGGGAGCGGUGAACACCGACCCUCCACAGGCGGGGCUGCCUCCUGGGGUCCCACUCUGCGCGGCUGCAGGUCCCCUCUGUGGAAGGAUGUCCCCUGGCCGGGGGCUGCCUUGGGCCCUGCUGCUUCUCUGGUUCCCAGGCUGUUUCCUCCUGAGCGGCCCCAGCAAGGUGACCGGCACUGUGGGGGGAUCCCUGAGUGUGCAGUGCAGGUACGAGGAGGAACACGAAACACAUGACAAGUACUGGUGUAGAAGAUCACACGUGCUUCUAUGUGACAAGAUUGUGGAGACCAAAGGCUCAAUGAGAAAAGCAACGAGUGGCCGAGUGACCAUCAGGGACCAUCCCGCCAACCGCAGCUUCACAGUGACCUUGGAGAGCCUCACCCUGGAGGAUGAAGGCACCUACUCGUGUGGGGUCGAUAAACCGUGGCUAGAUUCCACCUUCAAGGUUGUGGUGUCUGUGCUCCCAGCAGCGAGGUCGACACCAGCUCCCAUUGUCACUGCAGCCAGGACCUCAACAACCACAACCAAAGUCACAACUGUGUCUUUUACCAGCCACGGGGGUAGAAGCUCCACUCACAGCUCCAGCAGCCAGGAGAACCAGCAGAAUGUCCGGGACUUAAGCAAACGUCCUGGAAGGUGGAUGCCCCCUCACCUCGCCUGCCUCCCCGCAAGGCUCCCUGUGCUGUUUUCCUUGCUGGCCGUUCUGCUGCUUCUGUUGGUGGGGCUCUCGCUGCUGGCCUGGAGGAUCUGGCAGAGACGGCUCAAAGGUGGUGAUCCUUCAGGGCCCAGCCAGAACCCCAGGCAGGCCGGUGAGAGGUGGGAGCCUCAGUACGCAAACCUGCAGCUGCACACAUGGUCCCGGCGGGAAGGGCCGGUGACGCCGAGGCAGGUGGAGGUGGAGUACAGCACGGUGGCAGUCGCCAGGGAAGAUCUUCACUGUACCUCAGUGGUGUUUGAUUCGCAGAAGGAGGACUCUAACGCCAAUGGGGCUCCUCGCCAGGGACCCCAGAAGGAGGAACCAGAGUACAGUGUGGUCAAGAAGCCCGGGAACUGCCUUCUUGGCCCAUCUCCCCCUUAGCCUGCUCCCUCGUGGGGAGGGCCGUCCCUCCCGCACCCUAAGCCCAGCUGGCUUCCUCGAAGACAAGCAGGAACCAGGGAUCCGCGGGACCAGGGGGCCUCUCGUCUCUUUCCUCUAUGCCCUGCUGCUUCCCGGCCGUGCGUGGGGAUGACCCGGCUUCUCGGUCCCACGUGACUCUAGGAGUUGCCACGGCUCACAUCGACGACACCUACAGAGAGCUUUGUAAGUCACAGCCUGCUGGGCGAGGAGAGCUGAGAGCCAGCAAUGUUCCUGUGCAGAGGGUCACAGGGCGCCAUGCAAUGUCAUCUCCCUCCCCACCUCCCAGAUGAGGACACAGAGGCUCAAAGGAGAAAAGGCCGACCUGGGGCUCCAGGACUGGUGGCGAGAUUCUCUGGACUCUUAGGUUUAUUGUUCAAUCGAUGAGACAGAAAUAAAGUUUAAACUAUCUUCUUAAGGGAGAAGAAGAAAGUGACUGAAAUGACGCCUGCCGUGUCUGUGGCCCACAUUAAGGGGAGUACCUGGCUUUGAUGCCAGAGGAACUUUUUGUU
Molecule: messenger RNA, 1776 nt
Organism: Fukomys damarensis (Damara mole-rat)
Lineage: Eukaryota; Metazoa; Chordata; Mammalia; Rodentia; Bathyergidae
Product: CMRF35-like molecule 8
Exons: 7
Coding region: 236-1228 (330 amino acids)
Cellular component (GO): plasma membrane
Molecular function (GO): transmembrane signaling receptor activity
Source: RefSeq, a predicted model, not a curated record